UGAUGGAUGAAAACACACCUAAAACGACGCGAUAAUCGCCCUCAGGUUCUUCUUUGCUUUACAAUUACAUUAAUAUUUAAAAGAGGUUUUUUCACCUCGCGUUACGUAGUCGAUUAUUUAACGCGGGUUGACGACCAUCUCGCAAGUCCAUCGAUUCACGCUAUCGAUUCCUCUCACCAUCCCUCCUAAAAAAAUAAAAAUGGCGAGUGCGCGCGCGAACAUCUAGCUCCUCGACGGUGUUGAUACUGUUGAUAAACAAGCGGGCGAUAAAACGGCCCGGGACGGCCGAUUGUGUUUCUCGACGUUCCGGCGCGCCGACGACCCUCGGGCGAAACGCAUCAACAACGGCGUCGACCGUGGAGAAGGUCAGGGAAGGCGCGGCCGAGGAGCGGCGUCCCCGGACCCACGCUGGCGACGACGACGAGCGCGGCAACGUUGAGGUUAUGGACAACUUCGUGAAAAUUGAGAAGAUAGGGGAAGGAACGUACGGGGUGGUCUACAAAGCCCGGGACAAGAUCACUGGGAAGCUGGUGGCGCUCAAGAAAAUCCGUCUAGAGACGGAAAGGGAAGGCGUUCCAUCUACCGCCAUUCGAGAGAUAUCAUUAUUAAAAGACCUCGCUCAUCCAAACAUCAUACAGUUGUUCGAUGUCGUAGACGGCGACAAUCAUCUGUACCUUGUGUUUGAAUUUCUACAGCAGGACCUGAAAAAGUUGCUAGACUCCGUUAAGGGGGGCCUAGAGCCAGCUCUCGUCAAGAGCUACCUCAAUCAAUUGCUGAAAGCAAUUUCCUUUUGCCACCUCCGUUGUAUAUUGCACAGAGACUUAAAGCCGCAGAAUUUACUGAUAGAUCGAGAGGGUCACAUUAAACUGGCCGACUUCGGAUUGGCCAGAAUGAUCGGCGUGCCCGUUCGCACUUACACGCACGAGGUCGUCACGCUUUGGUAUCGCGCACCGGAGGUUCUUUUAGGAACCAAGUUGUAUACCUGCGCACUGGACAUAUGGAGUCUCGGUUGUAUAUUCGCGGAAAUGGCAACCAGGAGGGCUCUAUUUCCCGGAGACUCCGAAAUAGAUCAGUUAUUUAGGAUAUUUCGCAUGCUCGGCACGCCGGAUGAAACGAUCUGGCCGGGGGUGUCACAGCUUCCGGAUUACACGUCCAGAUUCCCAAGAUGGGAGGCGUCUAACAUAAGCGACGCCUUACCUAGUUUCGACGACGAUGCCAAAGACUUACUCUCAAAAAUGCUGACAUACGAUCCUAAUCAGAGGAUAACGGCAAAAAAAGGAUUAACUCACUCGUAUUUUACUGGGCUCAAAUUAAUUCCACCUCCACUGCCAAAGAAAAACUGACGUAGAUUUUAUAGCCGUUUAAGCUAUUGUAUUUUUAUAGAGUUUUACAUGAAAUUUAAAUGCCAAGUAAUUUUGGAUGAAAAUAACUUUAUACUGCGAGUGUGUUCAAAAAUGCUAUAUAGUCUAAAUAUAUAUAUUUUUAUUAUUUCUA
Molecule: messenger RNA, 1494 nt
Organism: Monomorium pharaonis (pharaoh ant)
Lineage: Eukaryota; Metazoa; Arthropoda; Insecta; Hymenoptera; Formicidae
Product: cyclin-dependent kinase 2
Exons: 5
Coding region: 444-1343 (299 amino acids)
Biological process (GO): protein phosphorylation; signal transduction; regulation of gene expression
Cellular component (GO): cyclin-dependent protein kinase holoenzyme complex; cytoplasm; nucleus
Molecular function (GO): cyclin binding; ATP binding; cyclin-dependent protein serine/threonine kinase activity
Source: RefSeq, a predicted model, not a curated record